UCCUCCCAUUUCCUUCCCCGGUCCUCCGAGCCGCCAGAGGACGCCGGUAGGGCCGGGGACACCCAACCCUGCUCCUGCUCCCGGCUCCGGGUACGGGGCCCGAUGGAGCGGUCGGGCGGCGGCCGUGUGGUGCUGUGCCUGCUGUGCGGGCUGCCGGCCGCCGGCAAGUCCACGCUGAGCCGGGCCCUGCGCCGCCUCUUGCCGCCCCGCCAGGGCUGGGACUGCGCCGUGCUGGCCUACGACGAGCUGAUCCCGCAGGAGGCCCCCGGCCCGGCGGAGCCCGGCUGGAAGCGGCGGCGGCGGGAGGUGCUGAGGCACCUGGAGCGCCUCCUGAGGGCCCCGCCGGCCUGCGCCGAGCGGGGGCUGCUGGAGCCGGGGGCCGCCGCCGGGCCGCUCUGCAUCGUCCUGGAUGACAACUUCUACUACCGGAGCAUGCGAUACGAGGUGUACCAGCUGGCUCGCAAGUAUUCCCUGAGCUUCUGCCAGUUAUUUCUGGAGUGCCCGCUUGAACAGUGCUUGCAGAGGAAUCGCCUGAGGAGCCACCCAGUCCCCGACGAGACGAUACGGCUGAUGGCGACAAGAAUAGAACUGCCGGACCCCAAGAAAUAUGCCUGGGAGCAGAACAGCCUGGUUCUGAAAAGUUCUGAAUGCCCCUCAGAGGAAGAGUCUGAUGCGGCAUUGAUGAAGGGUUUUUAUGCACAGAUAAUUAAUUUGCUGGCCACUGCUUUGGAAAAUCCAGUGAAGCAAAAUGAGGAAAAUACUGAGCAGAAGGAAGCAGAUCGAGUGGCCUGUGCAGCUAGUACUGUCCAUCAAGCUGAUCAGACAUGCCGACGAGUCAUCUCUCAAACAAUGAAGGAGGCAAAAGAUAAAAACAUGCUUCCAAGUGAGAUGAAGAGCCUGGCAGAAGAACUCAACAAACUCAAAGCAGCAUUUUUGGAAGAUUUGCGGCAAGAAACUCAUCUGAAUAAUCAAACUGGCCAACAAAAUCACUCUUUUGACCCUGCUACAAGUGUAUUUUCUUCAUUCCAAUGUGAGGCAACCAGUGUAGUUAAUAAAUAUAUUUUAAAAUAAUGACAGAGUAUAUUUUAAAAUAAUGACAGUGUUGGGAUUGCUUUUAAGAAUAAAAAGCAUUAAAAACAUAAUACUACUUUAGUAGUACUGCUGAAAAUAUCUGAGAGCUCAAGCCUCCAGAGAAGGAAGCCGUCUAUGACUCCCGCCCCCAUGUUAUAGAACAGAAACAAGCUAGCACACUGUGUUUGACUUCAGAGGGCAAGCCAACAAGAAGCCAUCCUUAGGUUUUAAAUUUGACAGAAUCACAAAAAGUUUAGCCUGGGAGGAACACCAAGAAGUCAUCAAGUCCAGCUUCCCUCAAAGAGGACCAACUUCAAGCUGGAUCAGCUUUCUCAGAACAUCAUCCGGCUGUGGUUUUGAAGAGCAGCUUGGAUGGAAACCUGCUCAGCUCUCAAAACAGGUAGCUGAGCAUUUCCACAGCUCUUUUGCGCCUGGAAAGGUAUAAAAGCAAGAAGUGAGAUGAAGUUCAGCAUUUUAAGCAUUAGGUGGGUUGACAAUGAACUGUAGUUCCAAUGUCAGCUUGUAGACAUCUAAGCUCCAAUGAAGCUUCAGUUUCUUAAGUCCAAUUGUUAGAUCAGGCUCAUGGGCUCUCUACUUGUUUCCCUGACAGCAGCUCUACAAAGAACAAGAGAUUUGAGAUGCAUUAAAUUGAGAUUCUGAGAACUGUCUGCACAUAUGCAUGCACGUGGGAAUAACUUGGAUGUCCAAAGGAACUUAAAAUUUGGUGCUGCCUUCAAAGUCGCAAAGAAUAACAUACAUAUAAAUUCCAUGCACAGUGACAACUACCUUACCAUGAUGAAAAUUGUGCUUUCAGACAUGCAAGCACUGUUGCUAAUAAGGAAAUCAGAAUAUGAGGAAACAAAGUAUUUGGAAGAUGAACAAAUGUGAAAGAUGAACAGGGGAAGAGUAACAAGAGUGCCCUGGUUCAGUUCUAAAAUCAAGUAUCUUCAGUUAAGCAGACAAACAUAAAUGUACUGUUCCUUGCUUACUCAAAAGCUUACUGCCACACCUUAGAUGACCUAAGUCACACACAAGCAGUUCACCAGUUCCAGCUGUUGAGAAGAAUUACUAUAGCAUAAUCACUAACUUAAUUAGAAAGUGUUAUUUUAUUCUUAUCUUACAAAAGCAAAGCUCCACAACAUGAACUGCACUAGAUAUAGUCAAGUUAUUUCAGAAUUAAGCUUGUCUUCUGAAAACAUUCACUACACAAUAAAAUUGUAAAAUACAACUCU
Cygnus atratus (black swan) is the source of this 2303-nucleotide messenger RNA. It is a transcript of the gene PSTK, whose product is annotated as phosphoseryl-tRNA kinase. NCBI's taxonomy places the organism in Eukaryota, Metazoa, Chordata, Aves, Anseriformes, Anatidae. Gene Ontology annotation, molecular function: tRNA binding; kinase activity. The coding region runs from base 103 to 1071 and encodes 322 amino acids. The transcript is spliced from 5 exons. The record is from RefSeq and is a predicted model, not a curated record.